Messenger RNA from Tachyglossus aculeatus (Australian echidna), 811 nucleotides. It is a transcript of the gene STMN2, whose product is annotated as stathmin 2. The transcript is spliced from 6 exons. Lineage: Eukaryota; Metazoa; Chordata; Mammalia; Monotremata; Tachyglossidae. Bases 5 to 778 code for a protein of 257 amino acids. Gene Ontology annotation, molecular function: tubulin binding. Gene Ontology annotation, cellular component: cytoplasm; growth cone; neuron projection. Gene Ontology annotation, biological process: regulation of microtubule polymerization or depolymerization; neuron projection development; microtubule depolymerization. The record is from RefSeq and is a predicted model, not a curated record.
CAUAAUGCUAAGAACAGUGCUUGGCAUGCGCACAGCACCGCCCAGCACAGCCCAGUACAGCCCAGCACAGAACCGGACAUUCGCGCAGAACCCGCCGGCCGCAGCAGCAGCAGCAGCAGCAGCAGCAGCAGGAGCGGACCCGACCGGACGGGACCCGACCCCCCAGCCCUGUCCAGCCCAGUGCUGCCCAGCCCAGCCCAGCCUCCCGCCCCAUCCCGGUCCACCAGCCCGGUCCAGCAUGGCUAAGACGGCGAUGGCCUACAAGGAGAAGAUGAAGGAGCUGUCUGUGCUCUCCCUGAUCUGCUCGUGCUUCUACCCUGAGCCGCGCAACAUGAACCUCGGCACAUACGACGACAUGGAAGUGAAACAGAUCAACAAGCGAGCCUCCGGCCAGGCCUUCGAGCUCAUCUUAAAGCCGCCCUCUCCGGUCUCGGAAGCGCCGCGGACUCUGGCUUCCCCGAAGAAGAAGGACCUGUCCCUGGAGGAGAUCCAGAAGAAGCUGGAGGCUGCAGAGGAAAGGAGAAAGACGCAGGAGGCCCAGGUCCUCAAGCAGCUGGCCGGGAAGAGGGAGCACGAGAGGGAGGUGCUCCAGAAGGCUCUGGAGGAGAACAGCAACUUCAGCAAGAUGGCGGAGGAGAAGCUCAUCCUGAAAAUGGAGCAGAUCAAGGAGAACCGCGAAGCCAACCUCGCCGCCCUGAUUGAGCGCCUUCAGGAGAAGGAGAGGCACGCCGCCGAGGUCCGCAGGAACAAGGAGCUGCAGGUGGAGCUGUCGGGCUGAGGGCUCCCUGGAGGAGGUGGGGCAGAGGCCGGG